CACACAUCUUUUAUCUAAAGGAGCGACUACAUGGCCUCUGUAAUGGAUCUUAUUCAAUGCAAAAAUACAUUGAUAAUUCCCUUGAUUUUGUUACCUCUCAAAAACUGCUCAUGAGACUAUGUUGGAGCAUGAUAUUAUUUUGUGUUUGUUACGAGGCUUUCCUGCUGAAUAUGCCUCUCUCAAGCAAAAUGUCCGGACAAACAUCGACUCUUUGACCUUCAAUCAAGUCUCUUCAUGGUUAUUGUCUAAAGAAUUAAAUGUUCAACUUGAACAAAAAUUACACCAAUGCUAAACGUGGAGGAGGUUGCGGAUGAGGCCGCAGUGGCAGUGGGUAUCGGACCAGGGGCCGUGGCAUCCAAUUCGGCGGUCCUGGGGGACAGCAGCCUAGUGACGGUUGACUGUACUACAACAGUGACACUGGCGGUCGACCGUUCCCUACAAGAGGACCAGACAGCCAGAGUCGUGGACAACACAACCAAUCAAGUGCUUUUCAAGGGUCCCUGUGAGCAUGGUCUGCACUCAAUUCCAUCGUCAAUUCCUUAUGUGGUGAUCAAUGCUGUCAAGAUGUGCUGGUAUGGUGUAUAUAGUGCAACUGCGUUGCAAUGGCAACCGCGGUUCACGGGCAAAGGAUUGAGGCCACAUAAUGAAGGUCUGCAAGUGGUAUGUUAUGAAGGACUUCCAAUACAUUUGAGGAAAAUAAGUGGACAUGCUGGCGAUGGUGGUGCCAGAGGAGCAGGAGCUGCAGGAGCAUGUUAAAAAAAUUCUGAUAAUAUUAUCACAUUUUUCUCUUUGGUUGAUAUUUUACUAUAUUUAUGUGAUUGAACGUUUUGAAUUGGUUAGUCAUUUGUACUAUGCAAGAUUAUAUUUUUAAUGAGUUAGUGUUUAUAUGAAUUGAUUCUUGUUAUUUUCUGUGAAUUUGUAGUGUCUUGUGACUUAAGUUACACCCCUAACAAUAUAAAUUAGAUUUUGUG
This is a messenger RNA of Cuscuta campestris, 971 nucleotides long. The record is from the annotation of a GenBank genome assembly. Lineage: Eukaryota; Viridiplantae; Streptophyta; Magnoliopsida; Solanales; Convolvulaceae.